AUGUCGGCAGUUACACAAUCCGGAGGUGGUGGUGAAUCCACUUUCAGGGAUAAGGAGAAGCCCGUCGCUGUUCGAUCUUCUAAUAUCGUCGCGGCCCGAGCUGUUGCCGAUGCCAUCCGCACCUCUCUCGGCCCUCGUGGCAUGGACAAGAUGAUUCGAAGCGGAAAAGGCGAGACGAUUAUCACGAACGACGGCAACACCAUGCUGAAGAGCAUGUCGGUCCUGCACCCCACAGCCAAGAUGCUGGUCAACCUCUCCACGGCCCAGGACGUCGAAGCUGGUGACGGAACCACCUCGGUCGUAGUCAUUUGCGGAAGUCUUCUCGGCGCUGCUGACAGAUUGCUCAACAAGGGCAUUCACCCUUCAGUCAUCUCAGAAUCUUUCCAAAGGGCAGCUGCAGCUUCAGUCGAGAUUCUGCAUGAGAUGUCCCAGCCCAUCCAACUCACCGAUACUGCCGCCCUCCUCCAAGCCGCCAACACCUCCCUCUCAUCCAAGAUCGUGUCUCAGUAUUCUGGCCUCCUGGGGCCCAUGGCCGUUGGCGGUACCAUCGAAGACAGCGAGCUCGUCGACGGUCUCGUAUUAGAACAGCCUGUUCUAAAGAGCGGUGGUGGCCCCGCGAGGAUGGAGAAGGCGAGGAUCGGUCUCAUCCAGUUCCAGCUCAGCCCUCCCAAGCCCGAUAUGGAAAACACUAUCGCGGUCAACGAUUACAGGCAGAUGGACAAGAUUGUUAAGGAAGAGCGCCAGUAUCUCCUCAACAUUGUGAAGAAGAUUAAGAAGGCGAAGUGCAAUCUGGGCAUCCUCGCCGUGAAGGAUAUUGAACGAGACGAGGUCGAGUUCAUCUGCAAGUCUACUGGGUGCAAGCCUAUCGCGGACAUUGACUCGUUCACCGAAGACAAGCUCGGCAGCGCUGAUCUAGUCGAAGAGGUCCAGUCCUCCGGUUCGCGCAUGGUCAAGGUCACCGGAACCAGGUCUCUCGGCAAGACGGUAUCCGUCGUCGUCCGAGGAGCCAACUCACUGAUCCUCGAUGAGGCUGAGCGAAGUCUUCACGAUGCUCACUGCGUUGUUAGGUGUUUGGUGAAGAAGAAGGCACUGAUUGCUGGAGGUGGUGCCCCAGAGAUCGAGAUCGCGGCCCAACUCUCCAAGCAGGCCAGGACACUUACUGGUGCCGAGGCUAUCUGCUUCAAGGCAUUCGCCGAUGCUCUGGAAGUGAUUCCUACCACUCUGGCUGAAAAUGCUGGCCUUAAUAGCAUCAAGGUUGUCACCGAGCUGCGUCACAGGCACGAGAUGGGCGAGAAGAAUGCGGGUGUCAGUAUCAAGUCUGGUGGCGUCAACUCCAAUAUUGCCAAGGAGAACGUACUCCAACCCCUUUUGGUCAGCACGAGCGCCAUUGAGCUGGCGGCUGAAACGGUCAAGAUGAUUCUGCGCAUUGAUGAUAUUGCGCUCAGCAGGUAG
Molecule: messenger RNA, 1452 nt
Organism: Parascedosporium putredinis
Lineage: Eukaryota; Fungi; Ascomycota; Sordariomycetes; Microascales; Microascaceae
Source: the annotation of a GenBank genome assembly